This is a messenger RNA of Penicillium chermesinum, 2664 nucleotides long. Its product is annotated as 3'-5' exonuclease. The coding region runs from base 1 to 2664 and encodes 887 amino acids. Gene Ontology annotation, cellular component: nucleus; cytoplasm. Lineage: Eukaryota; Fungi; Ascomycota; Eurotiomycetes; Eurotiales; Aspergillaceae. Gene Ontology annotation, molecular function: nucleic acid binding; 3'-5' exonuclease activity. The record is from RefSeq and is a predicted model, not a curated record. The transcript has 3 exons. Gene Ontology annotation, biological process: nucleobase-containing compound metabolic process.
AUGGCACAAUCCCGUCAGCGCUAUCGGCUCCUGCAGACCCAGUUCCGCCAAACCGCCGAAGAAAAUCUUGCGAGGAUUGAGAAAGGCACACUCGACUUGUACCUGGACUUUCUUCCAGCGGAAUUCGAGGAAGUCAAAACAUCUAUUGAUCGCAUGAGAAGCCAUAUCGACAAGGAAUAUUUGCUCCCGAAGGAAAGUGCAAUCCGUAAUAUCGAUGGCCCUCUUUCGUUCUCGGAAAAUAUGAACGAAGAGUAUCUGAGCUUGCAGACUGAAAGUCGCAACGUGCUGGAAGGAAUCAGGCAAUUGAAAUCCUUGUGUAGCUCUUUACAACAGUGGGACUUUUUAAGGGGAUCUCGCUUUGCUGAACACAGCCGACGCCUCGCCCAUCAUCGAGCCCAAUUCGCUAUCGCAGCUCAUAUGUGGCGUAGCACUUGGAUGAACAGCCAACUGGCUUUGAAUCCUCUGCAGCGGGGGCAGAUGUGGUCUAUCACAGAAUUCGUCCAAUUUGAAACGAGUAAUACUUCCCCGCUGACACUAAUAGAGUCAACCAUCCUUGGAGACGCCAGUGAUGAACAUCUGAAAACCAUAACCAAGAGUCGCAACAUGAUUGCUACGACUCUUCAGCAGAACUACACAAAAAGAUGGGAUGGACCAAAACCUCUAGGAAGCCCUGAAAUGGACAAAGCUUGGCGUCAACUCGAUGUCAUCGCGCCUUUGGAGAUGGUCAUCACGCUUACUUGGUGGCUACAAACUGAAGUUUCAUAUUUGAUUGAGUGUAUACAAGGAUCAUUUGGUCCCAUGUUUGAUCAUAUCAGCGCCGAUAUGCCCACCAAAAGCGGCUUAAGUGGGUUAUAUAAAAGAAUCAUCGACCAUCGAAAAGCCCUUCUGAAAGAUGCGCUAGAAUACAAGUACAUCAACUGGAUGAGACUUCAGACUGAAGAAAAGCUACACGAGCUUGGAAUGCCGAAUGAGUUUCAAGCACACGGGUUCCUGAUUCCGCCAAAGCCGCUGAGUCAAGACAUGACUCGCUUUCUCAAUUGGACUUACCAAUACGCUGACAUCGCCAACCUGACAUGGAUCCGGUCUAAAGCACUCGAACUCAUCAUCCGUCCCGAGUCCGAGGUUUUCCCCUUCAUGGCGCGAAUGACUCGGCUGCACAAGAGCAUAUACGAUGAGCGAGUCUUCCACGUUCCAGAACUUGGCUCAAGGAGAGGCAGGAUGAAGCAAGCAUGGAAAGCGAAAAUCGCGAGGCUCCAACAAGAACCAACACCCCAGUCGAACCCAGAACGGCUCAGCGGAUGGUCCUCUGAUGCUUUGUACAUGCCAUUUCCCGAGACGACCCUUGCGGACAGUUCGUCAACCGGAACAAUUGACCAACCCGAAAAGAAAGAACCGCAAGUAGAUUCUCGCGGCGGGCAAGAUGCCCUUUCCUGGAUGACUGAUAUACUUGAUCAGCGGAGUGUUCAUCAAAACAGAACUACCGGUGGUCACAAGAAAAGUAAAAUCUUACAAAGAAAGAGGGUCGAUACUCGUAUCAAGGGCCACGGGCCACCUCAGACUCAUCUUUCGCUAUCAGAUCGGAUUUUUGGCAAAGAAGUUACGCCUCGCCGUUCACGACGCAAGACCGUAUCCAAACAGAACACUGCGCCAUCGCAGCCCGAGUCGGCUCCCACCAAACCAGCAGACCAUCUGUCGAUCAAAUCUAAAGGGGAGACGAAAGUACCAGUCGCACUCUCCAGGCCAACGGGGGGACUUGAGGAAAGCUGGGAUUGUUCCCGCGAGUUGCCAGAGUCAGGCGACAUAUCUGAUGAAGCGGGAAUCACCAACAAGUCAGACCCAACAUCAGCGCCCCGGGAAGUAGCCAGUCCUGAAUCGAAAGCCGUGGACCCCGCAUCUAAACCGCUAUUCUGGAGUCACAGUUCCCAAACACGUCCUGAUGGUGGAAAACUGAUUGUUCACUAUUGCCGGAAUCUCGAAAGCACUGAGGAAGUGGCGAAACUUUUUCACAACAGCCCUGUCAUUGGAUUCGAUAUGGAGUGGAAAUCAAAUGCAUCUGCAAAUCACAGUGUCCAGAGUAAUCUAUCCUUGAUUCAAAUUGCAAAUGAGGAGCGCAUCGCGCUCUUCCAAAUCGCCCUUUUCAAGCCGGCUAAAGGGCUUUCAGAUCUUGUUGCGCCUUCGCUCAAAUUGAUCCUCGAAUCGCCUGAAAUCACCAAGGUGGGCGUCUCGAUCAAGGCAGAUACCACUCGUCUCCGCAAGUAUCUUGGUAUCAACGCCGUUUCUAUUUUUGAGCUCAGCCACUUGUUCAAACUGGUGAAGUUUGGUCAAAGCAAUCCGAAGCUUGUGAACAAAAGAAACAUCAAUCUGAGUGAUCAAGUGGAAGAACACCUUGGGCUGCCACUCAACAAGAGCGAGGACGUUAGAUGUUCGGAUUGGGCUCGACCUCUAAACUACAACCAAGUCCAAUAUGCUGCCACCGACCCCUACGCCUCCCUUUGUCUGUACAAUGUGCUAGAACAGAAAAGACUGGCCAUGGACCCAGUUCCCCCUCGACCUGCCUACGCCGAGCUCAACCUCCCAAUUACACUUCCCCAUGGACAGGCUGUGAAUGCCGAAGAAAAAGAGGUCCCUAUGAAGUCCGAAGAUGAGAACAUCAACAAUCCUUAG